Molecule: messenger RNA, 911 nt
Organism: Etheostoma cragini (Arkansas darter)
Lineage: Eukaryota; Metazoa; Chordata; Actinopteri; Perciformes; Percidae
Gene: cyyr1
Product: cysteine/tyrosine-rich 1
Exons: 4
Coding region: 319-798 (159 amino acids)
Source: RefSeq, a predicted model, not a curated record
ACUGGGACCCGCGGGGGAGGGGAGGGGAGGAAAGGGGGGGGGGUGAAUAGAAUAAAAACCUCAGCAGCCAGUCAGAGGUGUGGGAAGACAAGGAACAGCCACAGAAAAUCCGCGCACACGCGGACCAACAAUCUGAUCCGAACUUUUAAGGGGAAAUAUUAAAGGAACCCAAAGUUAUGCCGGGCAGUUGCGCUGCUGUCUUUAGGGGUGAGGCACAACAAUGCUCAUGAAAGAGCCAAAUAGGUGACUGGGAACAAGCGCUCUUUCUUGUCUUCUGCCAUUGGUUAAGAAAUUAACAGCAACGGGGAGAGAAGGGUCAUGGAAAACCCCUGGAGGAGGAGGAGGACGCAGGCGCUCAGAUGGAAGUUCCUGAGGAACUCGCUGCUGCUUUGUUUAUUCACCGGCGGCAGUAAAGCCCAGUGUGAAGGCUGCAUGGAGUACUGCUGCGAUGGAUCGCCACCUUUCUGCUGCUCCUACUACGCCUACGUGGGGGACGUCCUCUCGGGCACUGCCAUAUCUGGUAUCGUUUUUGGUGUGGUGUUUCUGAUGGGGGCGGUGGCAGCCCUGUUCCUGUGCGUGUGUAUGUGCAUGAAGAACGGGCGGGGCUCGCGGGUCGGUGUGUUCAGCACCUCCUACAUCAACACUGUGACACAGGGCUACCCAGGUCCUCCACCUCCAUACAACUAUGACUACGAAAUGUACCCUCCCUCGCUACACCCCCCGCCUUACACCCCGACUCAGCCUCGACCGGCCAACUACUCCCCACCUCCUCCGUACCCUGGCUGCACCCGCAAGUGAAUCCCUGCAGCACAGAUCAUCCCCCGGCCAGCUCAUAACAAACGGUCAUGGCCUGGUUUUCCACACCUGGAGAUGGUUGUACAUCUCUAGGCGUCUAAAGACAAUUUAACGGG